GGGAGCCAAGACAAGCAGCAUGACCAGCUCUUUGUGCAGGGGAUAGUUUCAUUCCAAAGAGAGCACCAUGGGAGCCUUGCUCUGGGUUGUUGUUAUCCUUGUUAAUGAAGUGACAGCAUUUAUACAUCCACGCCAGCCUUCGCCCUGCCAAGUGCACCAAAAAAGCGCAUACUGCAAUGAUUUAAGCCUGAGGACCGUCCCUGCCAGGCUGCCUCCAGACAUCCAUAAACUGGACCUUUCGGGAAACCUUCUUCAAAAUCUCACACAUGAGGUUUUGGCUGUUUACACCACCGUGCACCACCUGAACUUUCACUCUAACAAGAUUGAAUUCAUUCAACCUGGCCUCUUCAAAGAUAUGAAAAAUCUCCAAGUACUGGAUCUCUCCAGGAACUACUUGGAUCUUUUUGCUGCUCGGAAAACUCAUGUAGGGCCCCUUACUUCUGUGGAAAAGCUUGACCUAUCAGGUAAUGGGCUAUACACGGAUAUGAGUGAUUACUUUCUGCAAGACGCUCCAGCACUUAAAAACCUCUCCUUAGAUGGCAACAGCAUAACCAAAAUAGGCAAAAACACCUUUGCUGGAUCUUCAGCUUUAAGAAACAUUGACCUGCAUAAUAAUGUUAUCCUAGACAUUGAGGAAGGAGCAUUUGAAUAUUUGGACAGUCUUGCUGAACUUGAUUUGUCAGUGAACUCCAUCUCUUGUAUCGCCGACUUUAACUUACACCAACUAAAAUCACUUAACCUGAGCAAAAACAGCUUGGAGCACUUUCAAACCAGGGACUCAGACAGGGAGUAUGAGCUUCUCUACCUGGACUUAAGGGAGAAUAAGAUCCUCUACUUUCCAAUACUCCCCAGGAAGAACAAGCUCAUAUACCUUGAUUUGUCUAGAAACCUUUUGAGGAGUAUUAACACGACUGCUACUGCUGAGGAGCUGGAGUAUUUGAAAAACACAGAAUACCUGGCUCACGUGCACUUAAACUUAAAUCAAAAACAUCAAGAUCUACCACAGCUUCUUUUCUUAGACUUGAGUUACAACCAGAUCAAGACUAUACCAUCUGCAUUUUUUACCACCACCAUGGCUCUUGAGACUCUGAACAUAAGCAAUAAUUGUUUAGAGAGCUUUACUAUAGACCAAGAAAGUCCUUUAAAUUCACUGAAAACCCUUGAUCUGAGCUUCAAUGCCCUACAGAACCUUUCCUUUGGAGAGAGCACUUUGCAGUCUUUGGAGGUGCUCUAUCUGCAGGGAAAUUAUCUUACCACCUUAGAAUUUGACACAUUUCACAGAUUGCCCAGCAUCAGAGGACUGCAUCUUCAGCAGAACUACCUGACCAUUUGCUCCUCACAGAGCAGAUCACCCCAGAAUCAUGGAUGUGUCUCUUUCUCCUCAGUACCAACACUGCACUACUUGUACCUCUCUGGAAACAGCUUAGAGUCAGUUCCCCAGUAUGCCUUCCGUGGCAGUCCACUCUACAUUCUGGACCUAUCUGAAAACCCGGGUGUAGAGAUUCAUGAAAAUUCCUUUUCUGGGUUAGAGGCAACCUUGACUCAUCUAUCCCUGAAAAGCAACCACCUGCAAGAGCUGAACACAGACCUGUCUGUCUUUGGCAAUCUCAAAUUUGUGGAUUUGUCCAUUAAUAAGCUGACAGGCCUCCCUCUUUGGGCCAAGGAGUCCUCCAUUGAGUCUUUAAACCUGCAGAACAAUAGCCUGGUCACCUUGGAGUACAACACAGUGCUAGCUCUAGAGAAAUCUCUCAAAACCCUCUAUAUGGGUUCUAAUCCCCUUAGAUGCUGUGGCAACAGUAGGUUUCUCAACUUAUUCAAGGCUUCUAAUGUUGACAUCCCUGAUAUUGACACAGUGACAUGUUACUACAGAAAGGACUCAGAGUAUGUGGAGAUUAACAUUAGCCGUGUUAUGUCAGAGCAUUGUCAGACACUAGAUAGAACAAGUGUAAUUGUCAUCUCUGUUGUGGUGUUAGCAGUGCUGAUGGUUGUCCUGCUAGUUGUAGUUACUAAACUCUGCCAGCCCACAAGGCAUAGAUUCAACAGAAACUUCAAGGCCUGAAAGGUCUCAAGAAGCAAAAGGGGAAAGACAGCUGAAGGUGGUUCACCCUGAAGAAAAUAUAUGACAGCACCCAGAUCCCAUACCGCGGGUUUCAGUAUGAGGUUGUGGACGUGUACAACUGUGUGGGGGUGGUUUUAUGUUUAGCAAUGGAAAUCAUUGUAGGCAUAUGCUAAGGGCUAAAGCCUCCAUGAAGAAUAAGUGUCCUGCAGCUGUUUCAAACUCACUUUGACGAUCACAGCCAUUGUUGUUAUUGGGAAUCUUAGUGGAAGAGGCUAUAAUGAGUCCAUGAGUGAUUUCAAUCAUUUGGAUCAGAUUUCAGCAUUUUGGUGAAGUAGUUUUAUCUUAACUUUAAAAGGUAGAAGAAUAAGGGGGAACUAAUGUCUUGCUGACUGAUCUUUUAUUCAUUACCAUUCCUCAGUAUUAGUAAAAGUUAAAAAAUAAUGUCUAGUAAAAAGCUCUUUUAGACUGAGGAGGAUCUGAAUUUGUCUAAGUGCUGGCACCCAAGGUAGCAACUGAAGGUAGUCGAGAGUAGCAUGAAAUGCAGGUUUACUGGAAUGAAAAUAUGUAAAUGUUUGUGGACCAGCACUUGUACAGUAAGAACAUAGCAUUAAAGUUUUACUACCUAUUGUAGUUAAAAGAAGGAUCGCUGUUUGAUAUAGAAAUGGGUGUUUACAGACACUACACUUCCUCAAGAUUAUCCUUGGCUAAGUAACGCAUUAGUUUGCACUUUGUGACUCUGUAACAGUUGUACCAUGUGACUAUAAAUUUGUGAUGGUAGAUUUUGCAAGUAAUAUAUAACCCCCCCAAAAAUAUCUAACACUACAUAUUAUGUAAACACUAUUGAUAUCUGAUGUAUACUGCUGUUCAGAGUACAAUCAUUUCUUUCAUCAUCAAAACAUUCUUAAACUCUUAUAUUUUGGGUUUGGAUUGUCACCAUCUUAAAAGCACAUAAUAUCUUUUGUCUUAUUGUUUUGCAGACCUCUAAAGUUGAUAAAUAUGUGAUUAAUGCUAUGAAGGUAAUUUUUUGUUAUGGCAAGUUUUGUGUGUUUUCACGCAGAGCAGCGGUGGGAUUAGGCUAAAAUAUGGCUGAUGCAAUAUCUGUAAAGGAAGCAGUGCUGUUGGAACACCUGCAGUAAAAAUGAGGCUUGUUUUUACAGCUUGUAGGGUACUGCAGA
Messenger RNA from Chanos chanos (milkfish), 3234 nucleotides. RefSeq names its product leucine rich repeat containing 32 (gene lrrc32). Gene Ontology annotation, molecular function: protein binding. The record is from RefSeq and is a predicted model, not a curated record. The coding region runs from base 68 to 2059 and encodes 663 amino acids. The transcript has 3 exons. Lineage: Eukaryota; Metazoa; Chordata; Actinopteri; Gonorynchiformes; Chanidae.